GCGGGCGAGGGGUUAAGUGCGGGACCGGCGGUGGUGCCGUCGGCCGGGUUCUCUCCCCCGAGCGCGGGGCUCCGUUUGAUGUUGGAGUACGCCAGGGACUCCCCCUCCCACCGCUACACACGCGCGCACACGCGCACACUCACACACGCACACGCACCACUCUUUGCAGACAGGGCUCCGGUGGCUCCAAAGUGACUGGCUUCCCUCUCCCCACAUCCAUCCUCUCGCACAUCGCAUCCAUCCUCUUUCCAUCUUCUCGCGCGCUCUCUCCAGCCUCCCCGCCCGGACAGGGGCAGCCCCCGGCAGAGGCGCGCCGCUCCCCUUUCCAUGCCUCCCUCUUAACGAGCGCCACGCGGGGGAGGGGAGGCCCGGAGGAGGAGAGACCGGGAGGGCGCCCGGGAGGCAGGGUGCGCGCACACACCGAGGGACGCAGCGAGCGCAGAGCCGCCUCGGCCGCCGGGCGCCCCCCUGCCGCCCCAUGCUGUGCUCCAUGGCGAACUCGGGCUGCCUCCUGCUGUCCAACUCCGGCAGCAUGCUCCCGCACUCCGUGCCCUGCCCGCCCGCUUUCCUCUACCUCCAACAGGGCAAUCAGGACGCCACGGCUCCGCCUGAAGCGAUGGCCCAGCCCUACCCCCCUGCCCAGUACCCUCCUCCACCUCAGAAUGGAAUCCCAGCUGAAUAUGCCCCACCUCCGCCACACCCUACACAGGACUACUCCGGCCAGACCCCAGUCCCCCCAGAGCACGGCAUGACCCUCUACACACCAGCACAGACGCACCCUGAGCAGCCAGGCACGGAGCCCAGCACACAGCCCAUCGCUGGGACCCAGACAGUGCCGCAAGCAGAUGAGGCAGCACAGACGGACAGCCAGCAGCUCCACCCUUCUGACCCCACGGAGAAGCAGCAGCCCAAACGACUACAUGUCUCCAACAUCCCCUUCCGGUUCAGGGACCCCGACCUGCGGCAAAUGUUCGGGCAAUUCGGGAAAAUUUUAGACGUGGAGAUCAUUUUUAACGAGCGGGGCUCCAAGGGUUUUGGGUUUGUAACUUUUGAAACUAGCUCAGAUGCUGACCGAGCCCGGGAGAAGCUGAAUGGGACGAUCGUAGAGGGACGGAAAAUUGAGGUUAAUAAUGCCACAGCCCGGGUCAUGACCAAUAAGAAGCCUGGGAACCCAUAUGCCAAUGGCUGGAAGCUAAACCCUGUAGUAGGGGCAGUCUAUGGGCCUGAAUUCUAUGCAGUGACCAGUUUCCCCUACCCCACCACGGGCACCGCUGUCGCCUACCGGGGUGCGCACCUGCGGGGCCGGGGCCGUGCUGUGUAUAAUACAUUUCGAGCUGCACCACCUCCGCCCCCCAUUCCGACUUACGGAGCGGCACUGGAGCAAACGCUUGUUAAAAUGCCAGUCCCGUGGGCGGGGCUGGCACCGUGCCCCCUCCCUCCUCAGCAGACACCGGAGCCGGCCUACCCCACCUCUCCAGCGUUCCCACCACUCUCUUGUCCGUUUGCUUCCAGGGUCGUGUAUCAGGAUGGAUUUUAUGGUGCUGAGAUUUAUGGAGGCUAUGCAGCUUACAGAUACGCUCAGCCCGCAGCAGCCGCCGCAGCCGCAGCCUACAGCGACAGUUAUGGCAGAGUCUAUGCAGCCACUGAUCCCUACCAUCACACCAUCGGCCCCACAGCAACCUACAGCAUCGGAACCAUGUGAAACCUUCCACCGUCUCCUUCUCGGACCAUGAAGGGCAAAAACAAAAAAACAAAAAAAAUCACAAAACAAAAAACAAAACAAAAAAAGAUGUUAAGAUCCAAGCAACAACAACAACAACAAAAAAUUCCAACCAAACCAAGAGGCAUUCAACCGAGUCCAAGUCCACGUCUGGCGUACGCCCGCACCGAGGGAGCUCGUCCCCCAGGGGGCGCCGGAGAGUGGCCUUGCCUGGCUGGCGGUGCAGUAGGGAUACGGCCAGGCGCAGGGGAAGACCUGGAGGGAAGAUGUGGCCCGUGGGUGUGGGGCGGGGGGGCUCGGGUAUCUGUCCAGUCUUCCCUUCCCACCCUGCUCCCCAGGCAGGGGUUCCUAGGGUGGAGCAGGCCCCUGAGAAGGAGCGGCCAGCUGACUUGGGCUAUUGCCUGCUGAGCCCUGGAGGGGCUGGGGGCAGUUAGGGGCCGAUGGCGUGUCACUCAUCCCAGGUCUCCAGCCUGGCCUCAUUGAAUGUGCUGCCAGUGCCUCAGCUGUCCAACCAGCCGCCCUGGGGUCCAACUCCCAAUGCAAAGGGCUGACAUGGCUCCAGAGCUCUGGGGCACCCCAUGCUCCGCUCCCCUAUGUGAAAAAGCUUCCAGCUACAGAGAACAAAGGAAGCCCAGCCAGCGGGGACCCAGUCCUCAUGCUGUGAGCGUGGACAGGUGGGCCCUGGAGCACAGGAUUUGUGUGUAGUGGCAGUCUUCCUGAAGAAGGCCAACCUCAGCUGUCUGCUAGGACCCAGCCCUCCUUCCCACUCCCUUCUGUAGGCUCAGUUCUGCUGGGGAGCAGGGGAUGACAGAUGGGCCAGCCCUGGGCUGCACCUCGAGGUUGGGAGUCAAGGUGCUAUGGGUCUGGAGGGCCACAGUCAGAGCAGGACCCAUGGGGAAGGCAAGGAGUGGGGGAAGGUCCGGGCUGGCCCCGCCAUGGGAAGGCCAGCGGCGCUGCAGCCCCUUGGCUCCCUGGGCAGGUGUAGUGGGAGUCACAGGGAAGCAGCAGACCCAGUGGAAGGUACAGGGGACAGGUAGCAAGAAGCCCCUGGCAAGGCAGGGAUAGGUGGAGUAGGAUUAACAGCAAAAAAUUAACAGAAACCAUGGCUCCCGACGCGCCACCACUGUCUCAUGACACCUCAAAAUAAAUCACCUCACUUUCUAUCCAGCAUCAGCCACCGAAGCUAUGGAACGGAACCCUCCUUUUCUAUUCCUGUUGUACAUAGCCCCGCGCCUGCCUCCGGCUCUGUCCUCUGUACAGAGCCCCUCGCCUUCUGCUGUUUCGGACCCUUUUCCCACAGCAGCUCGGAACCCCUCCUCCCAGCCCCUCCCCCAGGACUGCAGCCGAGCCCCAGGCUUCCUUUCUUACCAUUCUGUAUGCUUCCACGGUGUGACCAUUCAAAUUAACAGUAUUAUUAUUAAGAUUAAUAAAGAUUUCUUUCUUCAAACCAG
Peromyscus californicus insignis is the source of this 3171-nucleotide messenger RNA. It is a transcript of the gene Rbfox3, whose product is annotated as RNA binding fox-1 homolog 3. The transcript has 12 exons. The record is from RefSeq and is a predicted model, not a curated record. Bases 479 to 1702 code for a protein of 407 amino acids. Gene Ontology annotation, biological process: nervous system development; regulation of alternative mRNA splicing, via spliceosome. Gene Ontology annotation, cellular component: cytoplasm; nucleus. Gene Ontology annotation, molecular function: mRNA binding. NCBI's taxonomy places the organism in Eukaryota, Metazoa, Chordata, Mammalia, Rodentia, Cricetidae.